Messenger RNA from Triticum turgidum subsp. durum (durum wheat), 432 nucleotides. NCBI's taxonomy places the organism in Eukaryota, Viridiplantae, Streptophyta, Magnoliopsida, Poales, Poaceae. The record is from the annotation of a GenBank genome assembly.
AUGGACCCGGCCCAGGGAGCCGGCGGGCGACGCGGUGUCCUCAUCCAUGGUGCAUGUAUAAAUAGGUUCCUCCCCCGUCGACUCUGCACGCCUUAUCACCACACAACCCCAUACACACACGGUUCCUCAGAUUACGACUACGAUCGAGGAAGAGGAAGAAGAUACAAUAUGGCCCUGGGAGACGACUCUCCGGCCUCCUACAUCCGCAUGGUUCACCAUCUGAUAGAGAAGUGCAUGACGUUCGGGAUGAGCAUGGAGGAGUGCAUGGAGGCGCUGUCCAAGCGCGCCGACGUUCAGCCGGUCGUCACCUCCACAGUAUGGAAAGAGCUGGAGAAGGAGAACAAGGAGUUCUUCGACAGAUACAACAAGCAGUUGAGAUCAGAAAAGGGAGGCCGAAGCAGCUGCAGCAGCAGCAGCGACAGCAGCUCCUAA